AUGCCACCUUUUGUUGAGGUAUUGGGGUCCUUUGCAACGGGUGUCAAUGAUGCGUGGGGUAAUUCCUCCGUACAGAACGCCAUCCAAGUACUUGAACAGCUUUCUGACCUGGGCAGAGCACUUCCAUUCGUUGCACCGGCAUUCGUACUCCUCUCUUUGAUUAUUCAGGUCGAGAAGAAAGCCCGGGAUGCGGACCUGAAAUGUACCGACCUUCUCAAUCGCGUUACCUUCUUAGUGGAACAGCUCGAAGUCCUCCGGCGGGUCGACGUCACAGAUUCGACCAGGCGCGUCAUCGAGCGGAUGAACGACGCCAUAAAGGACGCAGCAGCGCUGAUACAAGCAUACAGGAAACAAAGCGUCAUAGCGAGGAGAUUGAACAUGGGUAACAGGGAUAAAUUCUUGACCUGUGCUCAAGCUAUCAGCGCCUGCGCCAAUGACCUUAUGAUGAGCCUGCAGAUACAGCAAACCGGCCAGCUGGACAUCUUGGCUAGGUCAAUACCUGUCGAUUCGGAAGACGAAGCCGCGGAGAGCUUUGUCAAUCGUCUCGGAGGUGCGGAGAAGAUCAAAGCAGACCCAUCCCUGAUCGUCCAGUUUGCUGAGCAGCUGCACCUGAAAGUUGACGACGAUACCAUUCGACAAAUCAACACCAGUAUCUCCGAUCUUAUGGGAGAAACCCAGAAUCGUCUCCAGCAUAUGUUGGAGGAAAAUGCUGGGAUCAUCGCGUUUCACAGCAUCAAAGAGCUCGUCGCUCAGAUGAACGAGGCUGAGAAGGAGCAGCAGUUCACAUGCGUCCAAUGUGGGACACGUUACCGCAAUUCCACUAACGGUGCCAACUCGUGUACCUUUCAUCCAGCCUCAUAUCCGUCGCGGGACGGAAACUAUCCAUGCUGCAGCUCUCGGAUUCACUGUCAAUCUCGAUCACAUCGAGCAAAGCACCAUUGCGACUAUCCAUACGGACCAUUCUUCAAAUAUUCCUCCAACAUCAUCAAUUACAUCGACACGGUCGACAAAUGGGUGGCCGUAGAAGAUCGCAGUAUGUCCGGAAAGGACAACCAGAAAGCUUUCAUAGGUCAGCUCCUCCGCCUGGCCUCCAGAGGUGACUUUUUGCAGGAGCCGACCAUCAUAAUCUCUGUCGGUACCGUCUGGCACACAAGCAAAUAUUUCCUCGACACGUUCACGUGCGAAGAUCUCCGUCAGGUCAAUGACUUCGUGCGCAUGAGUGGCAAUACCACGAUCUUCCGGACCUCGAGCGAUGAGUCGGACUACUCGAUGGCCGAGUGGGUCAUAGGUCCUACUGGGAACAUCGUCGGCAUACGGCUGAGCGUAAAGGCAGACACCUCGACCGGUCCGUCCACCAAACUGUGCCCGAUAGACCUCACGCACUGCUCAAAAUCGGGGGAAGUAGUGGUGGAAUCUGAGGGGGGCUUACGCUCUUUCAAGCCUCGGAGCCCGUAUAUCCUGCCGGAGACGGUCCGCUUGGGGCGGGAACUUAGAGAAGAGCCUCUGCGUGCUACUCGAACCGACUUCAAGACACGUACUUCACAUUCGCUCCCUCUCAUGUUGAGAGUGAUGUCCGAUCCGCCGCUCAAGGCCAAUCCCGAGUUUGCCCGCUUGGACGCUGACAUAUUCACGGGAUCCAUUUCUAUCUUCAACAAAUCGCCAGCUGCAUCUCCUAACCCAAUGACGAUCGCCUCUGCAUCAGCGUACUAUCGUUUAGUAGGCGAAAAAGAGUAUGCUCUAGCCGCGGAACUGCACUUCACAGGUGAUCAGCAGCUUCCUGCCACUAUCGAUUCGAGACGCUCUUGCGUUUUAGAUUUCAAGGUCGUAGUGCCGCGCUCGAACGAGGAUGCCCAACUUCAGAUACGCUGGUUUAACCGCGCGUUUGUCGCUCGCAAGAGGCCUAUUCGAAUCAAGCUCGUGUUCAGAGAUAUGGAAGAAGAAGAGUGUUCGCUUGUCGUUGAACACGUAUUUGAUCCUUUAUGGCCACUUGACAGAAAGAAGGAUGAGGACCUCGCCUUCUUUCAUAUCGACGACAGCGAGCGGAUGGAAAGGAGGGCGGUCCAUGUCAAAGGACCUGAAGGAAACCGGGUCAUCAGCUUCAAUGGCCACAACUUUGACGUCCUCCAUCUACAGAAGAGUGUAUUCCAUGCAAUGAAGAGUGGAGAAUCCGAAGUCGACUUGAGCAUCGGCGGCGACCAGUCUGGCCUGUGGCAAUGGCGCGUGUGGGCAUUGAUUGACUUGUCUUGCUUGCGAGUGUAUGCGUUCAAAGUCUUGGUACGGCAAGGCGAGCGCAGUAAUAACCCUGCAGCGGUGUGCCUCGGCUAUGUGCUCUGUCCUGAAUACGGGGAGGUACGCGAUGAAACUCGUCCCAUUCGAUACGCCACGGAAAAAGUCGAGGUGCCAGAGCUUCAUGAGUCAAUACCAGAGGCAAUCCUCACCGACGACUCCUUUGAUGAUGACGCCCCUGACGAGCCUCAACCAUCUGGCGCUCGGGGCUCUACUGGCUCGGGGCACAUGCCAAUAGUCCUUCCCGACGAGCUGAACAUCCGUCUAAAAUCUAUCGACAACAAUUUGUCUAGGAUUGCCACAGCGUUGGAAUUGCUUGUCGGACAUCUCUCCAAGACAGCACCAUGA
Gloeophyllum trabeum ATCC 11539 is the source of this 2634-nucleotide messenger RNA. RefSeq lists its product as uncharacterized. The record is from RefSeq and is a predicted model, not a curated record. Bases 1 to 2634 code for a protein of 877 amino acids. The transcript is spliced from 2 exons. NCBI's taxonomy places the organism in Eukaryota, Fungi, Basidiomycota, Agaricomycetes, Gloeophyllales, Gloeophyllaceae. Gene Ontology annotation, biological process: cell surface receptor signaling pathway.